This is a messenger RNA of Pygocentrus nattereri (red-bellied piranha), 3383 nucleotides long. RefSeq names its product interleukin-21 receptor. Gene Ontology annotation, biological process: immunoglobulin mediated immune response; cytokine-mediated signaling pathway. The transcript has 9 exons. The record is from RefSeq and is a predicted model, not a curated record. NCBI's taxonomy places the organism in Eukaryota, Metazoa, Chordata, Actinopteri, Characiformes, Serrasalmidae. Gene Ontology annotation, molecular function: cytokine receptor activity; protein binding. Bases 44 to 1213 code for a protein of 389 amino acids. Gene Ontology annotation, cellular component: external side of plasma membrane.
AGUCUUGCUGUUACUGCGUCUGCACCAACAGCUCCAGGGAAAGAUGAGAUUUGUCCUCUUAUGCCUCUCAUUUGUCCGCUUUUCACACCUUUGGGGAAACCCAAUGUCUCUGGAAGGUAACUACAGCCUGGAGUGUUUGAACGAUUAUCUCUUUACCAUCACCUGUGUGCUAAAUGUGUCCUCUAAUCUGUUGCCCCACGGCGCCACCUCCUGGCUGGAGUUCAACGACUACAGGGAGCCCUAUCAGUGUGUGUUAAAAGUGCAAGCACACUCGUGGGUGUGUGAGCUGGAUUUGACUCCGCUGGUUGAGUACACGUUCACCGACACAGACUUCUUCCAGAUUUCUCUGAACUCCAGUUACCAUGGCAACAGCAGCUCGGCAGUACUGGAGGUGCUCUAUAGACCAGUUAAACACAUUCGUCCCGUUCCUCCCUCAAAUCUGUCAUAUCUAGGGAAGACUGAUCGUGUUGUUUUUCAUUGGCUGAGUGGAUACCAGGAAAACACAUCGUUCGUACAAAACCUCCAGUAUGAGCUCAGCAUACAUGGUGAUGGCAAGGUCACUGAUGUCCAUCCAGUGGACACACACGUGGUUGUGGACAUGUCUAUUUUUGUGCCUCACAGAAGUUAUAUGGCCCGUGUGCGCUCAGUGCCCAACCAGAUGCAUUACAGAGGAGUUUGGAGUCAUUGGGGGCCUGCUGUACACUGGACAACUGGGGCCAACUCCAAAGGAGAAACUCCAGGCUCGUCUUUCUCCAGCAUUUGGUUCGCUGUGUUCUGUCUACUGCCAGUAUUAUUCCUACUGCUGUCCUACAUCCCGUACUACAGAUGGAAGAAGCAAGUAUUGAUCCCAAGUCCCACUCCAUAUAUCAGAGAUUUCAAAAGAUGUGCGGUGCCGUUGAGGAUUGUGGGUGAGCUGCUGCAGGGGGAGGAGUCUCUAAAGAUCGACAGCAUGAUUGAAGAAUCAGACUCCACCCCUUCGCCCAACCCGGUCCACUAUGAGAAGAUGAGAAGUGUGCAUGAUCAAUCUGAGCAACCCUUCAUCACAUCUGCAGCCCCGUUCACGUCUCCCAGCAUGAUCCGUUCACCUGCAGGGGCGGAGAUCAGCUUCAGCAGCUGGCUGGAGGACUGUGCAGCAACAGACACGGGCAGUGUGACAUGCAGUGAGGAUUACUGCACACUCUCUCACAUAAACACUGAACAGGCAAACAAGUAGCGGUGCGUCAUAUAAAUUCUACACUCUCUGCUCCUUUUAUCACCUCUGCACUUAUACUCAAUUCUAUUUGGCACUUUAUCACUAUUAAAAAAAAAACAACAACAAAAACGCAAGCAUCUCAAAUGUUAACAGGAGAGGGCAAAAACGUUCUUAAAUUUGAAUGUAAUGUAAAGAAUAAUAUAUAAUAAUAUAUAUAUAUAUAUAUAUAUAUAUAGCAGAACCAAUAUGUGAACGUUCUUGCAUUCCAACCUAAUAUAGUGUUCCUAAACCCCAAGCGACCACCCCCACCCACCACAAAGAACCUUUAGGUUGCUUCAAAAUACAGCUAUACAAUUUCAAAGCUGCACUAUUUGGAGACCUCUCUGGUGAAAAUGUGUAACUGCCACAAUACACUGUAAUGCGAGGUGUACUUUAGAACUCAAUGAACAGAUGAAUCUGAUGAGUGCAUGGAAAGAGUUUAGAAAGUGAACUUGGUGAAAUUCUGACUUCUGAGAAUGUAAGUUAAGGAACUACUAUUGUCAUUAUGACACCUACACAUUGAGACAGAUGCAUAAUAUGCAAAUACAAAAGACAGCGUCCAUUGAAAUCCACCAAAUCUGACCCAACACCUCUGACUUUUAAAUUAGUAACACUGCUUUAGUAUCUUAUGGAACCAGAAUAUUAAUGUAUAAUGAUUUACUAGAGGUUGUUAGUGUAGCAUGGCUAUUUGUGUAAUGCAUACUUUAACAUCAAUCAUUUUGUGGCUGAUUCUGUUUUCUUACAGCCAAAAGUUUAGAGAUAAAAAGCACACCAUACAAACUUGGCUUGAGUGUGUUUCUAGUGAGCUCAAACAAAGUAGCUGUCAAUAUGGACAACAGCACCUCUAAUACAUUUAUGAUGUCACUGAGUGCGAACAGCCAAUGAGCUGCUCCCCUUGCCAGUCAGUCAGCACUCAGUAGCAGUAAUGCCAGCAUCCUGCUGCCCAAAACCCAUUUGCUGUUAAAAACAGGAUAAGUGAUCAGAAAAUAUUUAAACCUUUUAGCUGUUUAGCUUAAUUCUCCUCCAUUCAUUUAGGACUCACUUGUGGGCGCCCUCUAGUGUUUUGCAGUCAUGUUUUUAAUAGUGUAUAAAAAGGGAAAGAGGAUGUGACCAGGCUCCUUUUAAAACGGUUCUCUCUCAGGCAGAAAGCAGGGUACACAUUCACUCACGCAGUCACACCUAGGGGCAGUUUAGCAUGUCCAAUUGCCCUGACUACAUGUCUUUGGACUGUAGAUGGUAACCACACAGACACAGGGAGAACAUGCAAACUUCACAAAGAAAGGACCCUAAGUAAGUAACUAAGUAAACAGAUGGCAACAAAUAAUAAAUUACCUUUGUGGGCAGUGUGUUUGUAGACAUUUAAAGCAUGUAACUUGACACUUAGAAGCUGAUGAUACUAUCAUCAAUCUGCUGGAGACCACACCAUACAGAAUUAGAUAAAUACAGUAACUGCAAACACUUAUCCAGCUCUGAACGUGGCACAACCAUCAACCAGCUAAAAAAAAAGAGAAAGGCAUAAAUUCUAAAAAUUGUCAGCAUAUUAACGUUAUUUUAUUUAUUUAUUUAUUUUUGCUUAUGUAUGCAAUGCAAGAGACUGAAGUCAUUUUUUUCAAUUACGAACUCUAGGUUUUAUGUGUAGGUCAACUAGCAAGCUGGUAUUGACCAGCAACCCAGCGCAGUGCAAAUUACUUACCUGGCUCAAAUUUAAUACGUCAUAAAACUGCAAAAUACGUAGAUUGACCAAAAUCAAAUUUAAAAACUGGCUGAUUGCCAAUUGUGUGUAUGCAGCAAAAAUAUGCUGAUUCCAAAUCCUAGUAAUGAGGUUCAUGCGGAGGUCCAGGUUAAGGUACCUUGGUUCAUCUAUGAGUGAUUGAAACUGAAAGAAUGACUCGGCAUGCGGUUGGAGGAGAGAAAUGAUGCAAACAAAGUAAUGAUGUUGAUAGGCCUCAAUAGAAAGACAACAUGAACAUGGAUCAAUUUUCAUUAUCUUGAAGACGCAGCUUUCUCAGAGUAUUUCUCAGAAUUUCACUGUGUAGGCUUUUAAUCAAUCAAAUCAAACUGUUCUAUCAUGGUGUAGAGAGGAACAGAAAUUGAGUAGGGAUAAUCCUAAAGGAACAGCUUGUGAAAAGUUUUCUGGAUGUAAAGAGUGUCA